Westerdykella ornata is the source of this 1173-nucleotide messenger RNA. RefSeq lists its product as uncharacterized. Lineage: Eukaryota; Fungi; Ascomycota; Dothideomycetes; Pleosporales; Sporormiaceae. The record is from RefSeq and is a predicted model, not a curated record. Bases 1 to 1173 code for a protein of 390 amino acids. The transcript has a single exon.
AUGGCCAUUCCCCCCUCCGCCUUCCUGGGCGUCCCCCACGGGCCCUUGAAUACCUACGUCCGCUCCCUAUGCACCUACCAGCGCCGCGCUGGCCGCGGCCACAGCGUCACGCUCCCCGACGUUCCUGACUUUGUCCUCGAGGCAGAGUCGCCGAGUCAGUCAGCUGGACGUUGGGAUGGUAGACAUGUGCGUGUUGGGAGUGUGGUGCAAGCUGAUGCUAGUAUCGCUGAGCUGACAGGUGCGAUUGAUGGAAUGUUGGGCCCUGAGCUGACUGUGAAGGAAAAGGGGAGGGACUCAAUGGGGGUUACCGGGUUGGCGAUGGGAACUCAAGAUCUCGAAGAGCAGGUUGACGGGCAGGAAGGGAGUGAGUGGGAAUGGGAGUCGGAUGAGUACGACGAUGACGAGACUGACGUUUCUUCGGAGUGCUCGCCCGAGUGCGCUCGGGGACCCCAGCGUCCACAUCACGAGGAUAGGAGCGCUGAUGCGAACGGAUGCCCAGACCUGAAAGAGCCGAUAAAGACUGCAAACGCUCAGGAGACGCCAGUUGACGAGCAGAAGAAGCUCGAGUCGAAGCAGCCAGCGCUGGAGCCGCAGAAGAGCGCUCUCUACGCUCGUGCAUAUGCGGCAUGUAUCUUCGAGGAUCUCACCGGUAACACGGUCAGGAAGACUGUGGCCGGGGAUCCUCAAAGCGUAAAGACGUACGGCUGGGAGAUGGUGAGUUCUGAGCAGGUGGGCAAUCCUCAUCUGGCCAUCGCCUUUGAUGAGUCUGCUAAAGCGGGCGUCAAGGACCAUGUGAGUUUGGUGUAUCUCGGCGCUCCCCAAUCGGAAUUCGAAAUGUUGAUGAAGAGGAUGCUGAACGAUGGAAGUUUGGAGGGUGUGAAGGGUUGGACCUCCCGGAAUCCGCAUGAGGCGUUGGCGCUCGGUGAGUGGGAGUGUCAUAACCCUCGUCCUGCUUCUGCGAUUGAUGCUGACCGUAACGCUGCGCAUAGCUCGCAAGAGUGCACCUGCAAAGAGAAGACGAAGCGUGUGCUAGUCUGUGCAGUGAGGAAGGGUGAGGACCAAGUUCUGCCACUUCGAAAUGAGACGUUCGUGUGGCGCCCGAAGAGCGUAGAGCAGAUCAAGGCGUAUGCAGAAUUCGCUCGCGAUGUGGUUGCCUCGGGCGUGGGCAUUUAG